This is a messenger RNA of Dromaius novaehollandiae (emu), 1135 nucleotides long. RefSeq names its product TRPM8 channel-associated factor 2-like. The record is from RefSeq and is a predicted model, not a curated record. NCBI's taxonomy places the organism in Eukaryota, Metazoa, Chordata, Aves, Casuariiformes, Dromaiidae. Gene Ontology annotation, cellular component: plasma membrane. Gene Ontology annotation, biological process: positive regulation of protein targeting to membrane. Gene Ontology annotation, molecular function: transmembrane transporter binding. Bases 197 to 1099 code for a protein of 300 amino acids. The transcript has 4 exons.
UGUUUCUCAUGAGGAAAUCUUGAAGGACUCCAGGUUUUCCCAGUUUCUCAGAAAUGCUGUGGACUGGCUCAAGCCCUCCCCUGGGGCCCUGGUUGGGGUCCAUCAUCAUUUGGAUUCUCUCUCCCAGCUGCUUCUCAGGGCUGGCACCAAAGUACAGGCUGGGGCAGAGCUCAGCACCGCUCUGGGGGUGUACUGUAUGGAUGCCUAUGACAGUACUCAUGCAAAGAACCUGAUUCACUUUGUAAAGGAAGGUGGGGGCCUGCUCAUUGGAGGCCAGGCCUGGUACUGGGCUAGUCAACAUGGCAAGGAGAAGGUGCUGUUUGAAUUUCCUGGGAACCAGGUGACCAGUGUGGCUGGUGUGUACUCCACAGGCAUUGAGAGAAUGAUCGUCGUGUUCACAGUGUCCAAAGCAAUGCCGAAGAUUCCUCUGAUCACCCAGGAAAACUCUCCCUGGCAGUCAACCAUCCAUCAGUUCCUGCACCCUGGGCUGAGUUGGCCACAGAGAACAGUACCAGCUGGUGAUGUGCACCUAAUGGACAACCCAGACAGUCUGCUCGCCAUGUGGGACAAGAUGAUGAAUGCAACAGCCAGACCAGCAGCCAUCCCAGCAACUUUUCCAAGGCCAGAGAGGAUGGUGGUGGAUGUCCAGAUAUCUAAUAGAAAGUAUAGUCCAGUGAUGGUUACCAGAGUCGGACAAAGUCCAGUGACUGUUGGGCAGCUCCAGAGUGAUGAGGGAAAUAAUUUUAUUUUUCUCAUUGUGGUGUUCCAUCCCAGCACCUUUCCCAGACAAAUUGUCAAAACUGUGUUUUACCUUCCCUGCAACCUCUGGUCUGUUUGUGUGAAUGAGACUGUGUUGGGCAUCCCAAGAGAUAAGGCCCACAAUGCACUUAUGGUACAACUUAGAAAGAAGAGAAUUGAAGAUUAUAUUAAAAAUGGAGCACAGCUGAAGGACUGGAAAGUAUUUACUGUACUGGAGACCUACCUGCAGGUAAUCUGCAGGAAAAUUAAACUUUUGACUAGAAUGCAAACAGAUUUACAAGUUGAUCAUUUUAAUGCAGAGCUGCUUCUUUCCUUUUCCUCACUUUCUGCAACAAGUUGACCCCCCACCCCAUUUUAUCUCUCCCUCUGCUGAAUA